This is a messenger RNA of Galeopterus variegatus (Sunda flying lemur), 3884 nucleotides long. RefSeq names its product ATPase, aminophospholipid transporter, class I, type 8B, member 2 (gene ATP8B2). Gene Ontology annotation, cellular component: plasma membrane. The coding region runs from base 146 to 3334 and encodes 1062 amino acids. The record is from RefSeq and is a predicted model, not a curated record. Gene Ontology annotation, molecular function: magnesium ion binding; ATP binding; ATPase-coupled intramembrane lipid carrier activity. The transcript is spliced from 22 exons. Lineage: Eukaryota; Metazoa; Chordata; Mammalia; Dermoptera; Cynocephalidae. Gene Ontology annotation, biological process: Golgi organization; phospholipid translocation.
CAGUCUCAGGUGCUGAUCAAUGGAAUGUGAGUGGCUAUUGGCAAGGAGAGUUCUGGGGAAGGAGGGGUUCCCCAGGGAACCUCUCUAGCUACUGACAGCCUCCUCACUGUCUUCUUGUUGCCUCAGGCUCCAACAGGAACAGUGGAUGAAUGUCUGUGUUGGUGAUAUUAUCAAGCUAGAAAACAACCAGUUUGUGACGGCGGAUCUCCUCCUCCUUUCCAGCAGUGAGCCCCAUGGGCUGUGUUACAUAGAGACAGCAGAACUCGAUGGAGAGACCAACAUGAAAGUGCGUCAGGCGAUUCCAGUCACCUCAGAAUUGGGAGAUAUCAGUAAGCUUGCCAAGUUUGAUGGUGAAGUGAUCUGUGAACCUCCCAACAACAAGCUGGACAAGUUCAGUGGAACCCUCUACUGGAAGGAAAACAAGUUUCCCCUGAGCAACCAGAACAUGCUGCUGCGGGGCUGUGUGCUGCGAAACACCGAGUGGUGCUUUGGGCUAGUCAUCUUUGCAGGUCCUGACACUAAGCUGAUGCAGAACAGCGGCAGGACAAAGUUCAAGAGAACAAGUAUUGAUCGCCUAAUGAAUACACUAGUGCUCUGGAUUUUUGGAUUCCUGGUCUGCAUGGGGGUGAUCCUGGCCAUUGGCAAUGCCAUCUGGGAGCAUGAGGUUGGGACACGCUUCCAGGUCUACCUGCCUUGGGAUGAGGCAGUGGACAGUGCCUUUUUCUCUGGCUUCCUCUCCUUCUGGUCCUACAUCAUCAUCCUUAACACCGUUGUGCCCAUUUCGCUCUAUGUCAGUGUGGAGGUCAUCCGCCUGGGCCACAGCUACUUCAUCAACUGGGACAAGAAAAUGUUCUGCAUGAAGAAGCGGACGCCCGCGGAGGCCCGCACCACCACCCUGAACGAGGAGCUGGGCCAGGUGGAGUACAUCUUCUCUGACAAGACAGGCACCCUCACCCAGAACAUCAUGGUCUUCAACAAGUGCUCCAUCAAUGGCCGCAGCUAUGGUGACGUGUUUGAUGACCUGGGACACAAAGCUGAAUUGGGAGAGAGGCCUGAACCCAUCGACUUCUCCUUUAAUCCUCUGGCCGACAAGAAGUUUUUAUUUUGGGACCCCAGCCUCUUGGAGGCUGUCAAGAUGGGGGACACCCACACGCAUGAGUUCUUCCGCCUCCUUUCCCUAUGUCAUACUGUCAUGUCAGAGGAAAAGAAUGAAGGAGAGCUAUACUAUAAAGCCCAGUCCCCGGAUGAAGGGGCCCUGGUCACUGCCGCCAGGAACUUUGGUUUUGUAUUCCGCUCUCGAACCCCCAAAACAAUCACUGUGCAUGAGAUGGGCACAGCCAUCACCUACCAGCUAUUGGCCAUCCUGGACUUCAACAACACUCGCAAGCGGAUGUCAGUCAUAGUGCGGAAUCCAGAAGGGAAGAUCCGACUCUACUGCAAAGGGGCUGACACCAUCCUGCUUGAGAGACUCCACCACUCCACCCAAGAGCUGCUCAACACCACCACUGACCACCUGAAUGAGUAUGCAGGGGAAGGGCUAAGGACCCUGGUGCUGGCCUAUAAGGAUCUGGACGAAGAGUACUACGAGGAGUGGGCUGAGAGACGACUUCAAGCCAGCCUGACCCAGGACAGCUGGGAGGACAGGCUGGCCAGCAUCUAUGAGGAGGUCGAGAGCGACAUGCUGCUGCUGGGUGCAACAGCCAUUGAGGACAAGCUUCAGCAAGGGGUUCCAGAGACCAUCGCCCUCCUGACACUGGCUAACAUCAAGAUAUGGGUGCUAACCGGAGACAAACAAGAGACGGCCGUGAAUAUAGGCUAUUCCUGCAAGAUGCUGACGGAUGACAUGACAGAAGUGUUCAUUGUCACUGGCCACACUGUCCUGGAGGUGCGGGAGGAGCUCAGGAAAGCCCGGGAGAAGAUGAUGGACUCAUCCCGUACUGUAGGCAAUGGCUUCACCUACCAGGAGAAACUUCCUUCUUCCAAGCUCACUUCUGUCCUGGAAGCUGUUGCUGGAGAGUAUGCCCUGGUCAUCAAUGGUCACAGCCUGGCCCAUGCAUUAGAGGCAGACAUGGAACUGGAGUUUCUGGAGACGGCGUGUGCCUGCAAAGCUGUCAUCUGCUGCCGGGUGACUCCCUUGCAGAAGGCACAAGUGGUGGAACUGGUUAAGAAGUACAAGAAGGCUGUGACACUUGCCAUUGGGGAUGGAGCCAAUGAUGUCAGCAUGAUCAAAACGGCUCACAUCGGUGUAGGCAUCAGCGGGCAGGAAGGGAUCCAGGCUGUCCUGGCCUCUGAUUACUCCUUCUCUCAGUUCAAGUUCCUGCAGCGCCUCCUGCUGGUGCAUGGGCGCUGGUCCUACCUGCGCAUGUGCAAGUUCCUCUGCUAUUUCUUCUACAAGAACUUUGCUUUCACCAUGGUCCACUUCUGGUUUGGCUUCUUCUGCGGCUUCUCCGCCCAGACCGUCUAUGACCAGUAUUUCAUCACCCUCUAUAAUAUUGUGUACACCUCCCUCCCAGUCCUGGCUAUGGGGGUCUUUGAUCAGGAUGUCCCGGAGCAGCGGAGCAUGGAGUACCCUAAGCUGUAUGAGCCAGGCCAGCUGAACCUCCUCUUCAACAAGCGGGAGUUCUUCAUCUGCAUCGCCCAGGGCAUCUACACCUCCGUGCUCAUGUUCUUCAUCCCCUAUGGAGUGUUUGCUGAUGCCACUCGGGAUGAUGGCACCCAGCUGGCUGACUACCAGUCCUUUGCAGUCACUGUGGCCACAUCGCUGGUCAUUGUGGUCAGUGUGCAGAUUGGGCUAGAUACAGGCUACUGGACGGCCAUCAACCACUUCUUCAUCUGGGGCAGCCUAGCUGUUUACUUUGCUAUCCUCUUUGCCAUGCACAGCAAUGGGCUUUUCGACAUGUUUCCAAACCAGUUCCGGUUUGUAGGGAAUGCCCAGAACACCCUGGCCCAGCCCACGGUGUGGCUGACCAUUGUGCUCACCACAGUCGUCUGCAUCAUGCCCGUGGUUGCCUUUCGAUUCCUCAGGCUCAACCUGAAGCCGGAUCUCUCUGACACGGUCCGCUAUACCCAGCUGGUGAGGAAGAAGCAGAAAGCCCAGCACCGCUGCAUGCGGCGGGUGGGCCGCACAGGUUCCCGGCGCUCCGGCUAUGCCUUCUCCCACCAGGAGGGCUUCGGGGAGCUCAUCAUGUCUGGCAAGAACAUGCGGCUCAGCUCCCUUGCGCUGUCCAGUUUCACCACCCGCUCCAGCUCCAGUUGGAUUGAGAGCCUGCGCAGGAAGAAGAGUGACAGUGCCAGCAGCCCCAGCAGUGGGGCUGACAAGCCCCUCAAGGGGUGAAGACUGGGACUGAGAUGCCCUGUGCCAAUGACCAGAGCACACAGGGCCAGCCGGUCGCCGAGGGAACAGUGUUUUGGAACUGUGGGUCCUCACUCCUUGCCUCCCGUCUCCCCUGGUAAACUCUAUCCUGCUGGUCCCACCAGGAGUGGCUGGUGCGUCCCCAGCAAGGCCCUCCUACCAGCUGGGAGGCUGGAGAGAGCGAGCCCCCAGGGCAGAGCAGGGGCUGAGCCAUUGAGAACCAGCCCCAGUGGGGGACCAGAUGUGGAACCAAAACCAAGAAAAAACUGUGAGAGAUUGGGUCUGUCCCUGCCCUGUCUGGGAGCCAACAGGGAGACUAUAAUCUCCAUAUUUUUUUACUCCUACUCCCCAGAGGGGCCCUCGUGGCCCUGUUCCUGAAUUACACAAGAAUGUAUCAUGCCGGGAAGCCAGAGACCUGCUGGGGCCUCUGGGCCCCUCACAUCAUGUAUGUCUCUUCUCGAUUUGUGUUUGUGUAUAGUUUGGUUUUGUCUUUUUUAUGUGGCAAGUGGAGAAGGCCUCUAUGUGACUUUUA